AUGUCUUCUGUCUCAAUCAUCCUUCCAAACGGAAGAAUCAUUGAACUUACCUUUAUCCAACCUUCUUGCAUUUAUUCUUCUCUCCUAUUCCUUCCUCUAAUCUUUCCUCUCUCUCUUAUUCUUCUCUCUUCAUCUUUUUCCUUAUCUUGGUCUUUUCUUGUUUUUUUUGUUUUUUUUGUUCUUCUUUUUCUCCUUCUUUCCUCGUCUUUUUUUUUUUCUGUUUUUAAUCUUCCCUUCCCUCAUUUUUUUUUUCCUUUUUUUUCAACUUAUUUACGCUUCUCUUUUUUGGCUUCCUGUUUAAUUUCAUUCUUUUCUUCCUUACUAGAUUCUCUCCACGUUUUUCUUCGAGUUCCACUUUUCUGUCGACUUUCUUUCCUACCCUCGUCUCCAUUUUUACUCUUCUCCACUUCUGACUGCUUUUUUUCUAGUUCCUCUUCUCUCUUCAUCUUCGCCACUAUCCUCUUCUUUUAUUCGAUUUCCUCUUCUUUCUUCUCUCCCCUUCCUACCAUUCUUGGCACACGCAUUUACUCAAUGCUCUUUUUCUUUUGUUGUACAACUUUUACUCUUUUUUCGUUUCUCUUUUACAUUCUCCCAUUUUCUGCUUUCUCUCUUCUUUCAAACCAUUCCAGCCUUUCUUUCUUUUUAUACUUAUUUCUUUCUCUUAUUUCUCUCUUUACUUCUUCUCUUUCUAUAAAAAAAAAAGAAGUCUUGACGCCAGUCACAGAUGAAUCUUUAUUUUUUGUUCUUAUAAUUUUUCUUUAUUCCUCCUUUCUUCUUUGGUUUAAUUCUCUUUCCGUUCUUUUUCGUUAUCUUUCUUCAUAUUUGUUUUUAAUUCUUUCUUUCUGUUUACUUUUUCAUUUCUUUUUCUUUCUUUUUUCCUUAAUUCUUUCUUGCUCUUUUAUUCUUUUUUCCGUUCAUUUUAGCGUUUAUUUCUCUUUAUUCUUUUUUUGUUAUUUAAUUUUUUUUUUCCUUAUUCUCGUUUUUUUUUCUUGGUUAAUUCAUUCAGGAUCUUUCAUUUCUUCUUUCUCUUCGUUUUUCUUUCUUUUAAUGCAUCUUCUCUUUUUAUUUAAUCCUCUUUCUUUUGUUUUCUCAUCUUUUUUCUUCAUCUUUAAUUCUUUUAGCUUUUGUUUCCUUCUUGUUUAUUUUUUCUUAUCAUUCUUUGAGACUUUACGCAAAGACACACUCUCUUUUUUAAUUAUUGUUUUCUUCUUGCUUAUUGUCUUUCUUUGCUCCAUACACUGUUUCUAG
Acanthosepion pharaonis is the source of this 1248-nucleotide messenger RNA. NCBI's taxonomy places the organism in Eukaryota, Metazoa, Mollusca, Cephalopoda, Sepiida, Sepiidae. The record is from the annotation of a GenBank genome assembly.